Messenger RNA from Populus trichocarpa (black cottonwood), 2178 nucleotides. Its product is annotated as protein DAMAGED DNA-BINDING 2. Gene Ontology annotation, molecular function: protein binding; damaged DNA binding. Lineage: Eukaryota; Viridiplantae; Streptophyta; Magnoliopsida; Malpighiales; Salicaceae. Gene Ontology annotation, biological process: response to UV; DNA repair. The record is from RefSeq and is a predicted model, not a curated record. Gene Ontology annotation, cellular component: nucleus; Cul4-RING E3 ubiquitin ligase complex. The transcript has 11 exons. Bases 197 to 1891 code for a protein of 564 amino acids.
UCGAAAGACGCUUCUUGCAUCAGUAAUCGAGGAAAUAAAAGUCAUAUUAGUCAAGGGAGAAUUUAGUAAAUCAGGUCCGUACAAUCAAAAGUCGGUUUUCUAGUUCUCAGAUUAUCUAAUCCCUGCACACCUACGUCGUUGCUGCUUCAAAACAUCCUCGUAUCUCUGUCGUUGUUUUUUAUGUGAAAUAUCAAAAAUGGCCCCUCGGACAAGAAGAAUGGCGUUUCCGAAAGUGUUGAUUGAGAGAGACACCGACUCCGAGCAAAGUUCUUCAUCGGACGAUGAAGAUGAGUUGGAAGAAGAAGAUGAGGGCCCACCAUCAGAACCAGAACCAGAAGAGGAGGAUUCAACCAAAAAUGGAUACGAAGAGAGAAUAGAAGAAGAUUUAAGUUUAAAAAAGAAAGGAAAAGCACCCAUCACUAUUAGUCUCAAGAAAGUUUGCAAAGUGUGUAAGAAACCGGGACAUGAAGCGGGAUUUAAAGGAGCAACAUACAUAGAUUGUCCUAUGAAACCUUGCUUUCUCUGCAAAAUGCCAGGCCACACUACAAUGACAUGCCCGCAUAGAGUGGCAAUUGAGCAUGGUGUAAUCCCAGCACCCCGUACAAGUACUCAUAAUACAGUGGAAUAUGUCUUACAGCGCCAGCUUAGACCAAGAAUCCUUCCAAUAAAACCAGCAUAUGUUAUACCAGAUCAAGUUUGUUGUGCAGUUAUCAGAUACCACAGCAGGCGAGUAACAUGUUUGGAAUUUCAUCCAACAAAAAAUAACAUCCUUUUAUCUGGAGAUAAGAAAGGACAAGUUGGAGUUUGGGAUUUUGACAAAGUGCAUGAAAGGAUGGUUUAUCAAAACAUACACACUUGUAUUGUAAAUAACAUGAGGUUUAAAUCUACAAAUGAUGGUAUGGUAUAUGCUGCAUCCUCUGAUGGAACAAUUAGUAGCACUGAUUUGGAGACUGGAAUGUCAUCAUCUCUGAUGAACCUUAAUCCUAAUGGCUGGCAGGGUCCAAGUAAUUGGAGAAUGCUUUAUGGCAUGGAUAUCAAUUCAGAGAAAGGUGUUGUGCUUGUUGCUGACAACUUUGGUUUUCUCUACAUGGUGGAUACACGAUCCAACAGUAAAAUUGGGGAGGCAAUUUUGAUCCAUAAGAAAGGUAGCAAAGUUGUUGGACUUCAUUGCAAUCCAGUUCAACCAGAGCUUCUUUUGAGCUGUGGAAAUGAUCAUUUUGCUCGUAUAUGGGAUAUGCGUCAACUGAAAGCUGGAUCAUCUCUUUCUGACCUUGCACACAAACGCGUUGUUAACUCUGCAUAUUUUUCUCCAUUGUCUGGUAGCAAGAUUCUUACCACUUCACAAGACAACCGCCUGCGUAUUUGGGAUUCUAUAUUUGGAAACUUGGACUCCCCAAGCCGAGAAAUCGUACACAGUCAUGAUUUUAACAGACAUCUGACCCCUUUCCGUGCUGAAUGGGAUCCAAAGGAUCCAACAGAGUCCCUUGCAGUUAUUGGUCGCUACAUAAGCGAAAAUUACAAUGGAGCUGCCUUGCAUCCGAUUGAUUUUAUUGACAUUAGCACUGGGCAACUAGUUGCUGAAGUUAUGGAUCCAAACAUCACCACCAUUAGUCCUGUGAACAAGCUACAUCCACGAGAUGAUAUUUUGGCAUCUGGCAGUUCGAGGUCCCUUUUCAUUUGGAGGCCAAAGGAGAAGUCUGAACCUGUGGAAAAGAAAGAUGAAAGCAAGAUUAUUAUUUGUGGAGGUGCUAUGAAAAAGCGUAAAGGCAAGUUUCGUGGUGAAAGUGAUGAUGAUUCUGAAGAUGAUGGAUGUGUAUCCAAGGGCAAGAAUUUUCAAUUUAAAAAGGCUGAAUCAAAAUCAGCUCCCAGACCUCGCAAGGUUAACAAAUAAGCUUACAAAUGGGAACAAUCUGUAUUAUCUACUGCUGUGGACGGAAGUUUUGUCCCUAUAUUUGUUGAUUCCACCUAUAAAUCUCUACAUGGGUCGCCAAGUAACCUUCAUUUUGACAGAAGUGCACUUUAGCAGCAGCAGCAGCAGCAGCGCUCCUCCUUUUGUAUUCUGUAUAAUUGCGAACAAAAUGCAAUGCAAUGUAAUUUAUGUUUCCUUGUUCUGGUAGUAGUAUUGCAGCAGGAUUUCGUGAUUGCCUUUUGGAUCAUUAUAUGAUGGGAUUUUCUUCA